ACAGCAGGUGAACAGGAGGAGGUUCAGCUGAAGAGAAAACCAGGUUUUUCUUGCAGGAUCCAAAGAGAAGUUCCUGUUCUCUCACUCCGAACAGAACCACAGAUGUGAACUGAUGUGCUGUGACAACAAUAUGUUUCAGAGGAGAGUUGAAGCACAGGAAGCAGUUAAACGUCCCCCCGGAGCCCAGACACUGGUGGUGGUGAGGAAUGAAGCCUGAGGGUGAGACGUCUUCUGAUCUGAGGAGAGAGAGAAGAUGGACAGGCAUCCACAGCUGAGGUGAUGGAGGGGUGGAGGUGGGUCACCUGACCUCACGGUGCUGAGAGAGAGAACAUCUUAUCGAGUGAUUGGUUCGAGAAAACAGGUUUAGAGAAAGUGGGAAACUGAUUGUGAUUCAGGUGGCGUGGGCAGAGAGAGAGUUUUCCUGACUGAACUUUCACUGAAGCUUCAUGAGUCCAAACUUCUGCAGUGAACAAAAUUCCUGUGGUCAGUGAACAGCUCAUCACCUCCUGCACAGAGUGAGUGCAGUGGAACGUUUUAUUCAUGACAUUCGGCAGCCGGAGAGAGGACUGUGGACCUGACAGGCAGAGACACAGAGCCUCAUUCACAGACUCACGUUGGACUGUGAAAGCAACACACACCCACCAACUUAAAACACACCGUUGUUUACCCGUCUCCGCUCUCCAGAGGGUCUGGGAGGUCCCUGGAGUGUGUGUGUGGUUGGGUGUAUAAGCUGGGAGGGUGUGUGUGUGUGAGUGUGUGUUUUUUAUGUGUUGAUGAAUGUGUGGGUGUGUUGCAUCACUUUUGAUGGGACUUUGAGAGAUGUGUGUGUCACAGCGUCGGUGGAUGGGCUAUAGGGGGCCGUGCUCCUCCGCCCUCCCCCCCAUCCUCCUCCUCCUCCUCCUCCCUCUGUCCUUCCUCUCCUCCACGCCUCCGUUCGCUCAGGGAGCCAUCCACAUCCCCAAAGACUAUAAAGUGCAUAACAUGUCACAGCCUCCAGUGCUGACAGUGAUGCCGACAUCGCUCACUGCCUUUUCUCGAGAGGACUUCUCUCUGCCCUGUGAGGCCUCCGGAGUCCCAACACCCACUUUCCGCUGGAUAAAGGACGGAGAGGCGUUUGGGCCGGAGCGUGAAGGACUGGGGACACUGCUAGCCGAAGAGGAUGACUCCCUCGACUCGUAUGAAGGCCUGUACCGUUGCUAUGCUUCCAACGCCCUGGGGACCGCCAUGACACAAACCAUACAAGUCAUCGUGGAGCCUCAACCGGUUCUUCUGAAACAACAGAAAGUACAUAAAGAAGCGUACGAGGGAGACAGCAUGGUCCUGAAGUGUAACCCUCCGCAGAGCUCGACUCCCCCGCACAUCCACUGGAUGGACAAGAAGAUGGUGCACAUCAAGCUGAGUGAAAGAGUGGUGGCCGGCCUGGACGGAAACCUGUACUUUUCUAAUCUUCUGAAGAGCGACAGCAGAGACGACUACAUCUGCAACGCCCAGUAUGCAGCAGCCAGAACGAUUCUCCCUGAGACUGCUGUAAAGCUCACUGUCAAGUCCAGUAAUGAUGUUGGUCGUGUUAGAAAACCUCACUUCUUUCGUCCCAGCGGCUCUCACCCUCACAGCACAGUGUUGGCCCUCAGGGAUCAAAGUGUCACCCUAGAAUGUAUCCCCCAUGGCCUACCCACUCCAAAGGUGGAAUGGAGGAAGAAGGACGGCAGCCUGGAUAAAACAAGCGGCCAGCUGAGUAACUCCGACCGCUGGCUCAGCUUCGACAGUAUCACCCUCAACGAUCAGGGAGAGUAUGAGUGCAGAGCCUUCAACAUCCACGGGUCCAUCACACACUCCUUCACUGUCACUGUGGAAGCGGCUCCUUACUGGGUGAAGGAGCCUCAGAGUCAGUUGUACGCUCCUGGAGAAACUGUACGACUGGACUGUCAGGCUGCAGGCAUCCCGACCCCCAUCAUCACCUGGAGCAUCAACGGUCAGCCACUCACAGAAGUGGACGAUGAGCCUCGUCGGAGUCUAACAACCGGUGCGUUGAUACUGAUGGACGUUGAGUUCGCUGACACCGCGGUGUAUCAGUGCGAGGCCACCAACAGACACGGCUCCAUCCUCCUCAACACCUACCUCUAUGUCAUCGAGCUCCCUCCUCAGAUCCUGUCCUCUGAUGGAGUGGUGUACAGAGCCACUGAGGGCGGAAACAUCAAGCUGCACUGUGAAGCCUUCGGUUCUCCACGACCACACGUCACAUGGGACGGUGAGGACAUAGUUCCUCUGCUGUCGGACCCUCGUGUCUCCCUGCUGACCAACGGGACCCUGGAGCUGUCCGACGUCCGUCAGGAUGACAGUGGAACAUACACCUGCUCCGUCAAAGACGCCAACCUCUCCAUCGCUGCCCACCUGGAAGUCUACAAUCGAACAGUGAUACUGACGAAACCCCAGGACGUGCGUGUUCUCCGAGGAACCAGCGCUCUGCUGGACUGUGACUUCUUCAAAGACCCUCGGCUGCACCAUUACCAAAUAGUCUGGAGGAAAGACAGACAAAAACUGCAGGAGUCAUCACCAGAUGACAAGUACACUUUCUUUGAGAAUGGAACCUUAAAAGUGACAAACGUCCAAUCAGACGACACGGCGCCUUAUUCCUGUGAGGUCAUCACUGACCUGGACAACGUGGAAGCCAGCGGCUCCAUCACUGUAGUUGCACCACCGGACCCUCCCACGGAUCUGUCUCUGUCUAAUGAUGGUGACCACACCUUCACUCUCAGCUGGAUCCCAGGACAGUCACACAACAGCCCCAUUAUAGAGUUCAUCGUGGAGGCCCGGGAGGAGCAGCACAGAGAGGAGGGGCAGUGGAUGUGGGAGGAGUGGAAGAAAGUUCCUGGGGACUUCAAUCACCUGCAGCUGACCGUCCACCCCUUCUGCACCUACCGCUUCCGGGUCAUCGCCGUCAACGAGCUCGGCCGCAGCAACCCCAGCAACGCAUCAGAUUACCGCAGCACGCCGCCUGCUAUUCCCAGCAGAAACCCCUCUGGUGUGCGCAGUGAGUCCACAGACCCAAAGACUCUGACCAUCACAUGGGAUGAGAUGGAGAAGCACUUGCAUAACGGCCCAGACUUCCAUUACAAGGUGUUAUGGCGGAAAGCUAAUGGGAAGAAUGAGCAGUGGAACGAGGGCUACGUAAAGUCUCCUCCGUUCCUGGUAAAUGACACCGGAACGUUCACACCGUUUGAGAUCAAAGUCCAGGCUGUCAACUCACUCGGAGGCGGACCGGCACCAGAACCUGAGAUCGGACACUCUGGAGAGGACGUGCCUGAGGACUCUCCCACUGGAGUUGAAACGACUGUGAUGAACAGCACAGUCAGAGUCAGCUGGAAGGAAGCCGAGAAAGUCCGAGGUCGGCUGCUGGGAUAUAAGAUCUACAUCAGGAGGCUGGGUCCGCAGGUCGGGCGGGGCCGGAGGUCUCUUUGGAAACUGCACCACAGGGAGGAGAGAGAGGAACGACUGGACCCAGGGAUGGAGAGAGACGAAGAGAGGGUGGUGGUGGUACGAGGCAUGAAGACCUCGGAGGAAGUGACAGGGCUGCAGCUGUUCUCCCGCUAUGAGCUGUCUGUUGCUGCCUUUAACAGCAAAGGGGAGGGCCCCCGCUCCCCGCCUCACCACUUCAGCACCCCAGAGGGAGCUCCUGGUCCUCCUGCAUCACUGAGUUUUGAGAGCCCAACUGAGAAAUCACUGAUUCUCUACUGGACCCCUCCACUUGAGACCAAUGGCAUACUCCUGGGAUACGUGGUGCAGUACCAACAGGAGGUGGAGAGUAGAGACAGCCCGUUUGCGAUGCAGAUCAUCAGCGAUCCCAGCGUGACUCACCUCGCUUUGGAUAAUCUGGACCCCAACAGCCAUUACAUCUUCAAGGUCAUAGCACGCACCGCCAGUGGAGACGGACCUCCCAUCACAGAGAGGGGCGCCACCCUGCUCGACGCAGUCCCACCAUCAAACAUCACCAUAGUGGAGGGUAACACAUCGUUCAACCUGAGCUGGGUGCCCGGAGAGCGAGACAGGAAUCACGGCUUCCACAUCCUCUACCUCAGGAAGAGUGUCGGGGGAAAGCUGGAGAAGUCGGAGUUGGUGAACUCCUCGCAGGGAUUUUAUUCACUGUCAGGCCUCCAACCAGGAACUGAGUACCACCUCAUGAUCAUGUAUCUAAAUGAAACUCACUGGCAGGGUGUGGCCUCGACCGUAGGAUCAGUGCCGACUGUGAUGCCCGGUGGGUUCGCCGCCCAAGGUUGGUUGAUAGGACUCAUCAGCGCCAUCGUGCUGCUCGUGCUGAUACUGCUCAUCCUCUGCCUCAUCAAACGCAGCCGGGGCGGAAAAUACGCGGUGAAGGACAAGGAAGACAAGGAGGUGGACUCUGAAGCUCGGCCGAUGAAAGAUGAGACCUUUGGAGAGUACAGUGAUGGAGAUGAGAAGCGCUCAGACAGCCAGCCGUCUCUGGCCGGGGAGAGCAAGCUGGGCAGUGACGACUCUCUGGCCGAGUACGGAGACAGUGUGGACAUCCAGUUCAACGAGGACGGCUCUUUCAUCGGCCAGUACAGCGGCCGGGGUCCGGUCCCCCACGGCAACGAGAGCUCCGGUCCCGCCUCCCCCGUCAACGCAGUCCCACCUCCCCCCAUCGCCCCGUCCAUGUCGAGCAUCCUGAACCGACCCAGCUAGACACACACAGCACACAAACACAUUACAAAUACACACACACACACACACACACACACACACACACACACACACUGCCUGCAGCAAAACAUGCAAGGGACUGACCACUCCUGACUCCACUGCCUGUAAUGUUAGAGUGUAAGAACACACACAUACAAUAUGUACAUUCCACAGGGUUAAGCAGUGAAGCUGUUUACAGGAUGUCUUGCCUUUUCUACUCCAGGUUUACACACACACACACACACACACACACACACACCUACACACACUGAAUCAGACAGCCCUUCACUCUUCUAUAGAAAAGAAAGAGGGAGAGAGAGGAAGACGAUAGUUGAUGUGAUGAAGAGUGAGACAAAGAAAAAAAAUAGUGGAAGUUGUUUCAUCUUUCAUCUGUGACCAAAAUGUCUCCCACACAUGGUUCCACCAGUUUCAUCUCUUUCAUUAACACAUUUAAAAUUCAUUUUUUAUAUAAACAGCAGUUUUGAGGUGUGUGUUUACUUUGUCCUGUGCAUCAAACAUCACCAGUACGUGUCUUCAUUUUUGUUGUUUACGAGCUAUUUAUUUAUGUUAUGUUUGUGUAUAUGAUUGUGUGCAUGCGUCUGGGAAUGAUUUCUGCUGAUUGUGUGUGUGGCUCCCAAACCUAAGAUGCAUGCCCCUCCCUGAGGCAUUUAUCAAUCAUUUAGUUGAUAUUUAGUGGUAAGUUUUUAAAGAGUGACUGUUACUGUGUUACUGUGCGUGUGUGUCUGUGUGUGUGCUCGUUGUGUGAUUGUCCGUGCUCUCCAUCUCUGCCCUUUGACCUGCAGCGAUGGGAGAUCUGUUGCCUUAAGAGAAUCCAGUUGAGCCUCCUCUCCUCCUUCUUUCUGUCCGUCCGUCUGUCAAUCAUCCCUCUCUCCUCACACACAUUCCUUUCCCAUCAUCCUCCUGUUUGCUCGGCAGGUGAGAUGCAGGACCGGGUUGUUACGGUGGCCCUGAGGGCUCAACGCACUUGCAAGUAUGCAAAACUCAAGAAAACAAAGAAACCAUCUUCACCAGUUUGACAAGACGUGCACAGGGUUUAAUUCACUUAAUGGAGUUUAGCUAACACGAGGUUAACAGCAGAUGUCUGAUCUGAAUCUUGCAUUCAGGGUGUAAAAACGGAAAACGCUUACACCACUGACAAAUCAUCCACUUCAGUAUCACAAACCACAGCAGCAAAUAGAGUGUCCAGGCAUGUUCAUCAUGUUUCAGUGUCCCCUGGAAACUGCUGUCUUAUAAUUAAUUUACGUUGUCCUCUGUGUGACUUGUAGAAUUUCCAUUUUUUUUAUCGCUGUAUGUGUUGUCACACUGAUGAAGCAGAUUUUUUCAUUUGCUUGUGUUUUCUGUAGUUGCAGUGUGUCCAGCUCUCAGGUAGCGAUGUUGCACUCGAAGCAGAGAAAUUUCAGAGAGAUGUUUGGAUGCCUCGCUUCAACACUUGAAAAAAUCAGGUGAUCAUCUCAAUCACAGUCAUAUCAGAGCGCUGGUUUGAAUGAUCACAGGAAAGUGAUCCGUUUUUAUAGUAAAAGCUUUUUUGAACAAACUAUGAUGAAAUGGCCUCAAGAUUUAAUUCAUCCAUACAAAUGCAAUACCAGUGAUUUGGCCAGCAGGUGUCACUAUUUCUGACACAGUCGCAUUUCCCUUUUCCACCAAGUCAAACCCAGGCGCUAGUUCUUGGCUGGAGCUACUGUUAUUUUGGAGUCGGUUCAUCUUACAAACCUUUGAAGAACUGAUUUCCUUUUCCAUGGAGAGCGACCACAGAGCCUCGUCAUUACAUCACGAUACGUCUCUACUUUCCCAGCAACGCUAGCAACAAGUGCAGCAGCAAUAACAGGGAACUACGUUGUCUCUUUAGAAGUGUUGCUCCUGGUUUUUUUUAACCUGCAUUGCCGUCCAAACAUUUUGAUGUUGAUUUUGAACAUUUCCAAUUUUUAAUUUGGCAGUCAGAAAGUUUUAGUUGGUCUUGUUGGUCAUGAUAAUCCCUCCCUCAGCCCCUGACGUUAGUGGUUCUUGGCUCUAACCCAGCAAAGUGUUGGUGCUGCUCUCUCUUGAACCAGGUUUCCAGGCUGAGAGCCGAUUCUCCUCUGGAGAACUGGUUCGAAAGCAGGCACCGGCUCUGAACCGGCCCUCAAACUGCAUUGGUGGAAAAAGGGGGAAAAGGGGCAACAGGGAUUUAGAUUCUCCUCAUCAUUACCUUCAGGGCCACCGUAGAAUGUGACUGCAGACAGAGAAACACUCCUAUGCGCACACACACACACCAUACACACAUAUAUACUGAUGCAUACAUAAAGUGGAGGCCUAUGGAAACCACUCGGAGGGCCGGUCCUCUGUAGCAAAACCCAAUCGGACCCUCUGAGGGAGAGAGGGAGGAUGGAGGAGGAGGACAGAAAAAACACGAGGAGGAGGAGGAGGAGGAGUUGACAGAAAUAAGAGAAUCUGACGUAUCGUUCUCUGAAUGUAAAUAGAACCUUGAGAUUGUCAUUUUUUAUUUCCAUUGCUUCUUUUAUAAGAUGAUCAAAUUGUAAUUUUUUUUAUUAUCCGUUGCUCUGUUUGAUUUUUGUACAGCAGUGCUCCUACGCUGCAGCAUUUGUAUCAUACAACCCCACCCGCCAUCGUCUCCUCUUAGGUUUUCCUCUCGUGUCGCUUAGUAGCCCAGAGACAUUUAGAGAAGACUAGAAUCAUAGCGAGAACAACCACCCCUCCCUUCAUCCUGUUUCUUUAUAGCGCUUAGAGAUGCAACAGAUAAUACUGAUUAUUAAAAAGUCACGUCAUAAAUGUUAACAUUUAUACACCUCGCCAAGGCAGAGCUGUUUUAAUGGACGUGGGCCUGCUGUGUUCUGCAGCCCUGGAUGGACCAGUACCCGUGGAAAUCAUUCUAAAUACGUAGAGGGUUUAUUCCGUUGCCUUGGGAGCGACAGACGGGCUGCACUGCUGGUGCUGCUCAUCGUGGCUCCAACUGUGCCAGACAAACUCAAUCUGACAAAAUAUGUGGAGAUGGAUUACCAACCAGGGAUUUCCCAUGUGUUUGGACCCAGAGCUAAAGUUUGUUUUUAAUGUUUGUGGAGCAGAGGGGGGACCGGAGAGACGAGCCCGACGAGUCAUUUCACACCCACUGAGCAGAGAGAGGUACCGCUCCUAAUGGUGUUGAGCUUGUUUUAUAUUUUUCUUAUUGUCAACAAAUCCCAUGAAAAGACCCAAACUUAGCUUUUCUGACCUCUCUCCUCUGUCUCAGCUCCGAGCCCACUGAUUCCUACUGAGGAUGUAACUCAGGAGGAAAUAAUGAAUCUGUUGGGGACUGUUUUCAGCAGUGGAUUAAUCCACAUUUGGUGCUCCAGUGAGUAUUUGGAGGAUCACAUCACCCAGUACAACAGUGUGGCUCAUUAGCCAGAUUUCCAUCCACAUUUAGAGCAAAUUUUAACCAAAUUUCCAGAAAACUGGAAAAAGAAAAUGCAGUGUUUCUGCUCUAGGUGGAGCUAAUUCUCCAGAAGAAGAGGGCACAAUUUCAUGUAAUUGAAGGAAGACUACUCAUAUCUCAAACAAAUAAAAAGGAUGAUGAAAAACGUGAUGGAAAUAUGACCUCGCUGUUUUCAUCUGAUGCUACUUUUUGUCUCUUUGGUUCUAGUUUAAGUCACGUGUGGAUGUCACGAUUUACUGGCUGCAUUUUGCUUUUCCUCUUCAGCCUGGAAUAAAAAAAACUAGCAAUAUUUUUGGAUACUCUGUUGGAAACACUUACUGAUGCAUUUUUAAUAGAUUUUGAAAAACAGUGGAUCUCUACGGUGCAGAGGAAUCAGAUAAAUCAGGUUUUGGAUACACACAGUUUUGGUCAUUUCAUGGGGUUUGCUGACAGUAAGAAAAAUAUAGAAAAAAAUUGAGAAAACCAAAGUGAUGCUUGUGUCUUCACAGAGAUCAAUGUAAUACUAAUUGUCUGGGAAGAAAACUCUACUUUGAUUUGUUUUCAGAUGAUUAAUUGCCCCUGAUCUGCUGCAGGAUGUUAACCUUUUCUUGCAUUGUUUUUUGGGGGGUGGAGUUAUACUUUAGGCUCUCAGACAAAAGGAAAAUGAAACAUGAAAACAGUCCUUCACUCAUAUUUAAAUGUAAUAAACCUCAACUUGUUGCCUUGUUAAAUGUCCCCCUCAGGCUUCGGCCCGGCUCCUCUCUGUCUCUCUGCUCCCACACUGAUGCUGACUGUUCAUAUGACCCUGUCUGUCUGCCUGUCUCUGUCGCAGCCUUCUUUUAUACAUAUAAACACAUUGGGGAGAAAACACAUAAAAAAAGGUUAAAAAAAAUUAAAAAAUGACAAAAAAAAUUUAGAAAUAAAUAAUAACAUUACUGCAAAUGAUAAACAACAACAGUGCUAUUAUCAGUUACGAUGACGUGGUCAGUAUUGUCAUCAGUAGCGAUGAUAUGAUCAGUAAGUAACACAAUGAGAUGAAUCAGUAUCAGGAUUUAGCAGGGAGAUUACAGUGGUGGUGGGAUGUGUGUGUGUGUGUGUGAGAGAGAGAGAGAGAUAGAGUAGGGGCGAGGGAGGCUGGGGGUUCAACAAAAACACACACACACACACAUACAGGAGGGGGGUGGGAUGGGGAAGGGGUGUACUGCAAUAUUGAGGUGUGCUGAUGUUGUACCUGCUUGUUGCAUUGUGCGCUGUUCUGUAUCUGACAAACUAACCCCAGACUGUCAACUAAUAAAUAAACAUGGACUACGCAUAUCCCGAACAGA
Molecule: messenger RNA, 9426 nt
Organism: Lates calcarifer (barramundi perch)
Lineage: Eukaryota; Metazoa; Chordata; Actinopteri; Centropomidae
Product: neural cell adhesion molecule L1
Exons: 29
Coding region: 820-4698 (1292 amino acids)
Biological process (GO): cell-cell adhesion
Molecular function (GO): protein binding
Source: RefSeq, a predicted model, not a curated record